UGCAACCAGCCAUCUGCCAAAAAAAAAGAUUUUGCUGGAUUAUUGUUCGGUCGACAACUUCGAUUAAAAAAAUAAGAAUAAAUAAAAUACAGUGGUAAAAAUUGUUUUAGAAACUAAUAAUUGCCUACCAUAUAGUUUACCAUUUCACUACUUAUUAUAUGCUUUUUAAAUUACUUAAGAUAACUUUUCCCUAGGAUUUUCUUUAACGUACAUUGAAAUGGAAGAUAAUUCCUGUAGCGAUGACGAAAUUAAGGAUUCGCCCUCGAGCCCUAUAUUAGGUAGUAAAAAGUUGAAAUUAAACGAUGGAAGUUCACAGGACAGUGUUAAGGAAACUCCGUCUGGUACUAAAGAGGAGAAAGAUGAAAAUGUGGACAGUGGGGUAUCGGCAGACAAGUCUGAGAGUACAAGUAGUGAGGAUCGCGCAACUACAGCCGUCGAGGCGCCCGUAAACAACGAACUUGUGACAGUCGCUCCAUCCAGCAGUAACGUCCAUGCCAUAUUACUAAAUAUCAGACAUCCGAGAAGGUCAAGGUUUUAUAGGAAACGCAAGACACCAGAUAGGGACUCUGAUAGUGAUUCGUCACGGGAUUCUGAUGAUUUGUCAGUGGAGGAAGCACCAGAAGAAAGAGCUAAUAACUUGACAGAUGGAGAUUCUGCUACAGACUCCUCUAACGGAAUGCGUAGUGCAAGCAGCAGCUUAGUCAACAGAAGCAGCUCUGACACAUCGUCAGACUCAAAUGAGAGCUAUGAUAGUGAUGAUAUAAUCAACAUCCAGCCGGGAGACACGGACAGUGAUGAAGCCCCCUGGUUCAGGAACAAUGACGAUGAGAACCAGGGCAAGCUGCCACCAGUGCUGAUGAAAACACAACCUAAACAUAAAUAUCAGAUUCUUAGAGAGGUGUUCAAUCGAGAGAUGGGUCUAACGUUUCCUUACGGCAAGAUGAUUCAGAGUGACUUGAUGUUUGAACGCAGGUUCUACGGCUCACUUCACGCCGUGUACAGGCUGGACAAAUUGCAUAAUCUUGUCAAGCACAAGGGCUGUGUUAAUUCUAUUAAUUUUCAUCCGGAAGGUCGAUUGCUAGCGUCGGGAUCAGAUGACACCAACGUCAUUAUAUGGGACUGGGCGAAGAGGACAGCUCUGCAGACCAUCAAGACUGGUCACAAAUCUAAUGUGUUCCAGAGCAAAUUCCUCUACCUCAAUGCUCAGAGCCAACUUAAUAUUGUCACAUGCGCCAGAGAUGGACAGGUGCGAUUGCUGCAAUGUCCCGCCAGCGGCGGCACGGCGUCGCGGCGGCGGCUCGCGUCGCACAAGCGCGCUGCACACAAGCUGCACGUGUCGGCCGCCGACCCGCACGUCGUGGUCUCCGCGGGGGAGGACGGCCUGGUCAUCGUGUCCGAUGUGCGAGUGGAGCGUUCUGUGAAGAACUUCCACCUGUGCUCGUUCCCACUGUACAGCAUGGCGGGGCACCCGCUCAACAAGCACCAGCUCCUGUUGGCGGGACAGGACAAGUUCGUGCACGUGUUCGACACGCGCCGCGCCACGCAGCCGCUUGCCCAGUACUGCCCCGGACACUUCCACGACCAGCCAAACAAAGGAUCACGGCGUAUGAAGUCUUCGAUGCAUCUAACAUGCGCGGUGUACAAUCAUAACGGAACGGAAAUAUUGGGCUCCUACAACGACGAAGAUGUUUACUUGUUUGACGUCAACAAAGAUGUUUACGACAAAGACACAAGUGACGGCAAAGACGGAUAUACACAUCGGUAUAGUGGACAUCGUAAUAUUGCUACAUUUAAGGGGGUCUCGUUCUUUGGGCCGAAAAGUGAAUAUAUCGUGUCUGGAUCGGACUGCUCAUAUAUUUACAUUUGGGAGAAGGAGUCGGAGGCUAUAGUACAGUGGAUGGAGGGGGAUAUGAAUGGUGUGGUAAAUUGUAUAGAAACCCACCCCCGCUUCCCCGUGAUGGCGACGAGCGGCCUCGACAAGGACGUCAAGCUAUGGAUACCAAAGAGACAGGUGGAUCCCGAUUAUAAAGGAAUGAAAAAGGUAGUACGCGAAAACAGCUUUUCGCCCCGAAGUCCGUUAUUCAACGAUUUCCUGCCAUCUUUGUACAGCGCGUGGCGGAACGAGUCUCGCUCUAACGCGGACGACUCCAUACCUUCCUACGGCGGAAACAUCGAGUUCGACGGAAACGUCUGCACCGCCUUCUAGCGCGAUACUCCUCCCCCCUCAGGGGGUAACCGCCCCUGAUCGUCACAAGAGCGUGUGUGCACUGCGUCCGAUCUGAAUCCGAGAUAACAAAAAAAUACAUAGGCUGUUAGCGUCCAUCAACUAGAAAAUAGUGUGUGUCACUUUUACGCAUGGUUGAAAUAAAACUUUUGAUAAUGAGCCCUAAAAAGUUUUGUCAUUUAGUAGUAACAGUAAGUAAAAAAUAGAGCAUCUAAUCUGUGGCAGUUUAAAACACUUCGAUAAAAGAUGGAGCCUCAAAGCAGCUGUUCUGUUUGGUGACCAUUUUCAUCGGAAGUGAAUUUUGAGCGUUUCUUCCGUUCGAAGUUACUCUCUAAAGGUUUACUUAAAAAUAACUCUGGCAUUGAGCUUGCGCAGUGAGUGAUAUCUGUUAUAGAAUUGCGCGUAAUCUAAUUACAAUCCGGGUAUCUUUAAAACGAGUGAAUAGACAUCUUCUAGGUAAAUGCAUCCCAUCUUAGGCCACAUGAUCACUUUCCAUCAGGUGUGAUUGUGGUCAAGCGUGUGCCUAAAAUUAAGUUUAAAAAAUACUUGUAUAUUAUGUCCAUUUCAUUGGUCAUCAUAAAAUUAUUUUAUUAGCGCGUUCACGUGACCACACACUAUAGUUUCAUAAUAAUAUCAUUUGUUGAAAAGGAUGGAUAGAUUUUAAGUUCUGUCAGCUAGUUAUGUUCCGAUUGUACAGUUGGUUCCAAUACUUCCGUUAGAGCCAGUUGUUAAUCAGGCAGUCAACGUUAUGUUACGGUUAACGUUAAACUUUGACUGCCCAAACAAAGUGGUGAGUGAACAAGACAUUAUUCAUACCACCAUGAUUAAAGUUUUUUUUUUCUCUCUUGUCUGGCUUUACAAAGAUUAGCCAAUGUCAAGUGUGUAGUUAUUUGUAACAAAUUGGUUAAACUAUACAAGUAUGGACCCCGUCUGUACCGGCGCUCGCCGACACACGCACGGCACCCCCUUGGAGCGCUUUCCAGUCCGUUUUAACAAAAAAAAAAAAAAAAACACUCCAAAAAGGCAGAGCACGCCCGCCAGCUAACACCAACACAAACAAAGUCCAUGAUUAAAGUUAUAAGUAAAAAGUUUCAAAUAUUAACAAACACCUACUUUUGCAACCAAUUUAGGUUUUAUUGACAUUCAAUACAGAUAGCAUUAUUUGCUUCAAUAAGGGUAUAAAAAAAGAUACAAUUAUUCAUUGAUAUUGAUCCAAAGAUUCAAAGUUUAAAAGUAACUGUGUAACUUAACCGCUUGAUAUGCAACUGGCACUCACAUAUACAUUAGAUACAUUAUAUUUAAAAUUUCUAGUGUUUCAAGCGUGUCUGUAUAUUGUAUAGUUUGUAUGUUGUUUAUAUAUAUAUUUGUUGUUAUAAAUAUUUCAUUUAAGUAGGUACAUAGUUUGGGCACAGACUGAAGGAAAAAGAUAGAUGGAAUGAUGAACAAACAUGUUCAUAGAAAUGCAGCCACUUCCGAUUGGCUGAUAUUCUUCUACUAUGGGAUACAUAGUAGUUGAAGUGCCACAAAUUAUUUGUCAGCCAAUAACGACAAAUUGCGAGGAGAAGAGAAUCACAAGUCUUAUGCUAUGGACAGUCUGCUGACUUAUGUAUAAGGCGUUGAUACAGUUAUGCAAGCGUUUGGGUUUUAUUAUCCUUUUUAAAACGGUUGUUUUUAAAAAUUAGUUACUUAUCUCUGUCUUUUUCCUUCAUUACGGGGCCACAGCUUUCGGCCAUACUGUAAUCGCACACUGUGACUCAGCCGAAACAUACGCGCCGGUUAUUUCAUAAUGACUUUGAAAUUCGAACGCAUUUUCGGUACUAAAAUUGUGUUGCUUGUGGCUCAUCUCGUAUUAUGCGACUUUGUCCGCAAAGAUUGCAGAAAUUUCGAACCCCUAUUUUACCCUCUUAGGGGUUGAAUUUUCAAAAAUCUUAGUGGAUGUCUACAUUAUAACUCAUAACAGCUAUCUGCAUGCCAAAUUUCAGCCCGAUCCGUCCAUUUUUUUGAACUGUGCUUUGAAAUAUCAGUCAGUCAGCUUUGAGAGGGACAACCUUUGCUUUCUCAAUCACUCAUUGACGAAAUAUGUGUUGUUUGGAUCAGCCAAGUAAGAUCGAGCGAAUUGCGUGAAGAAUAUGGUAGAUUGGUAUUUUUAUGAUUUAUAUCUAUCCAAAUAUAACAAAAAGUCAUUUUUGUCUUUUCUUGUAGCACUCUGGUGGCAAAGCACUACAGUAAAUCGAAAAUACUGCAGCAUGUACCUUAAGUAACAUUUUUUAGUAACGAGUAUGAAAAAUUCGUUGUGUGGCUCGAAUUAAAGAGAUCAGCUUUAUCUGUCCGCUUAUAAGAAAAAGUUAUGGCCCCACGGUCUGUGGUUUUGGGUAAUAAUAAAAGUUAUAUUUCAAGGAGAUAACUUUCCGUUCACACAAUGUAUGUGAACAUGGAACAUUUUAUGCCUGUGAUAUGUUUGUUUGUGAAAAUAAUUUAAAUGAUAAGUCCAUUUUGUAAGCUCAUUGUGCGUGUAUGGUUAUUUGCAGCAAUGUGUAACAUAUUAUUUUAAUAUACAUAGAUGAAAAGAAUUAAUUUAAUUAAUGAAUAAAAAUUAGCUACGUAUACUUCGCGUGCAGAUUGGUAGGAGAAUCAUUCAAUCAUCAGACAAUCAAACAUUUACUAAUAUAAAAUUCUGUUUUCUGUUAAUGUAUCAAACUGUGUUUGCAUUAAUCACAUAUCUAACUUGUUGAAAAUAAUUUGUUUGAAAUUUUAUAGCCUAAGACGAUGGUAUAACAUAUUCCAUCAUAUUAAAUAAUUUACCUGAUUCCUUGCAGUGUGAAUACAAAGUCAACAAAACAGUUUAUAAAAUUGUCAUACAACAUCACAAGUGUAGCAACGUAAUACUAAUAAUUUGGAAUUUCACACUAUGUAUAAUCCGUAAAAAAUGACUUCUCACGCGCCAUUUUAACUUUGUGUCAAAUAUCACGUCAAAAGUACGAUUUUAGUAAUUCUUUUCUUGUUUGGUGGCUUUUUGUAGUGCCAGACCAGCAAAAUGCACAAGACAAGACACCAGAACAGUGUCAAGUAGAAUGUAAACAUAGAAGAUUGAUAGGUAAAAAUGUGCCAAUUUUCUUCAAAGUAAUAAUUGUUGUAUAAUAGAAGAAGGCUUAACAUAUUUCUUAGUAAAUUAUACUAUUUAUUUUAAAGGGGAACCAUACUUUUGACAUGACAGUUGACCCAUAGAGUUAAACGUGAGAAGUAUUUUUGUACGGAAUAUACUUAUAGGCGUGUUUAUUUGUUUAGCUUUCCUACGCUGGUAGUGAGCAACUCAUAUAGACAUUUCCUCUGUGAAGCGUGAAGAGUAUGGCAAUCAUAACUUUUUUUUUGUUACUAAGAACUGUAAUAAGGCUAGUUAUUUUCCUAUAGUUAUAUUGAAAGGAAGUUAAGGUAACCAAUACUUGUGAAAAAAACCCACAAAAAUUGUAAAAAUAUAUAAAAAAUAGUAAAAUUAUUUCAUAAAAGUGA
Maniola jurtina (meadow brown) is the source of this 5731-nucleotide messenger RNA. Its product is annotated as DDB1- and CUL4-associated factor 8. NCBI's taxonomy places the organism in Eukaryota, Metazoa, Arthropoda, Insecta, Lepidoptera, Nymphalidae. Bases 218 to 2206 code for a protein of 662 amino acids. The transcript is spliced from 12 exons. Gene Ontology annotation, molecular function: protein binding. Gene Ontology annotation, cellular component: cytoplasm; Cul4-RING E3 ubiquitin ligase complex. The record is from RefSeq and is a predicted model, not a curated record.